Molecule: messenger RNA, 972 nt
Organism: Debaryomyces hansenii CBS767
Lineage: Eukaryota; Fungi; Ascomycota; Pichiomycetes; Serinales; Debaryomycetaceae
Exons: 1
Coding region: 1-972 (323 amino acids)
Cellular component (GO): endomembrane system
Source: RefSeq, a predicted model, not a curated record
AUGAAGUACAUAUCUCUAUUGUCUCUUAUAUUGAUAUUUGCUACGGCAAUCUCACUUGUGGAAGCGUCAAAUUGGUCGCCUGAAGAUUACGAGAUUUUUAGCUUGAAUGAUAAAGUUCAGCAAGACUUAGGCAAAGGUGCCAGCUUUUACUCUUGGUUAGAAUUGCCAAACGGUCCUAAAUCUACGUUACAAGAAAUUUCUAAGGCUUAUAGAAAGAAGUCGCGUAUUUUGCAUCCUGAUAAAGUAUCUGGGUCUAAGUCAUUAAAAAAACAAGCAGAAGAAAGAUUUCAACGGUUGUCUUUAGUUGGGAAUAUUUUGAGAGAUCAGUCGUUGAGAAGACGAUACGAUUAUUUUCAUUCUAAAGGGUUUCCAAGAUGGAAAGGGACAGGCUAUUAUUAUUCAAAAUUCCGCCCAGGAAUUAUCAUGACUGUUAUGAUACUUUACAUUAUUGUUGGGGGAAUUCACUUUGUUGCCAUGAAAAUCAGUCGGAAACAGGACUUCAAACGUCUUAAAGAUUUGAAAGAAGAAACCAAGAAGCAGGCUUGGGGGGGUUCGCAGAUACCUCCCGCUGAUGGUUCUAGUAGAAAGGUUUUUAACGAUACUACUGGAAAGCAGUUCAUGAUCACCCCAGAUGGGAAUGUUUCGUUGAUAGUUUCUGAACCUAAAAAGGAAUCGUACCUCAUUUCUCUCGAUGAAAAUGACAUUAAUUUAAACCCAGGAUUUAAGGAAUCUCUUUUUUUCAAACUUCCUUGUUCUUUAUGGAAUGUUUCUCUUGGUAAAGCAUUAGAUAAGACCAUUGAUACCACUGUUGUUUUUGAAAAUCCAAACAAACAGGCAGACAUCACUUCAAAUGAGCAAACGCAGAAAACAAAGAAGAAGAUUCAGAGAGGCCAAAUCUUUGAAUUGUCUAAUGGUAAAAAAGUUUAUGGAAGAAAUGGCGCAUCAACUACUCAAAAGAGAAAACAGAAGUAA